AUGCUUAACGGUUCUCAUAGUCCCCAGGUUGGAUCUCAGUCUAUUGAUAAAGCUCCUGGAUUCUUUGUUCGUCGUGAUGAGUGGCGACGUCUCAAGUUACCAGAACAAGUCCGUGCAAGCAUACUUCAACGCUCAGCCUCUAGUCUCCAUGACAUGACUUCUGCCGCCGACGCGGCUCUUGCUCAUAAUACCUCUUCGCGUUCAUCUUUUCGUAUACCGGAUGCCAAAGGCGACGAGGAUUCAUUCUGUCGAAGUGUGGGACCGGAAUCACCGGCUGGUAAUCCAGUUGAUUCGGAUGCUCGCUCUGCUUGGAGAUCCACAAUUCUUCAAAAGGUCAGCAACUUGCAUUUAAUGCGUCUGUAG
This is a messenger RNA of Protopolystoma xenopodis, 363 nucleotides long. The record is from the annotation of a GenBank genome assembly. NCBI's taxonomy places the organism in Eukaryota, Metazoa, Platyhelminthes, Monogenea, Polystomatidea, Polystomatidae.